Chara braunii is the source of this 5172-nucleotide messenger RNA. Lineage: Eukaryota; Viridiplantae; Streptophyta; Charophyceae; Charales; Characeae. The record is from the annotation of a GenBank genome assembly.
GCAGACACUCUCUUCGUGGCUUGUGCAUCAGUUUGCCAUGCCAUCACUAUUCCUGCGCCCACCAGCCUCCCCCCCCGCCUCACGCCCGCCUCCUCUCACAGGCACUGACACACAGGCGACCAUACGCGCACACACGCGCACAAGCACACGCACACUCACAAGCACACGCACAGUCGCACACGCACACUCGCACAUGCACAAUUCCACACACAUACGAAAGCACUAACGAAUUGUUCUGUCAAUGACAUCUGCAUCAGGAGGAGGAGAAUAAAGAAUAAGGACGAGAAACAGCAGUAGCAGCAACGUCAGUGACAUCUGCAUCAGGAGGAGGAGAAUAAAGAAUAAGAACGAGAAGCAGCAGCAGCAGAAGAAGAAGAAGAAGACGAAGAGGAAGAAAAGACGCACAUAGACACACAUGCACACACGGGCACAAGCAACAAGCACGCGAACGGUUCAGUCAGCAACACCUGGAGAGAGUCAAUACCAAGAAGACGGCAAAGAAGACGAUGAAAGGGGAAGAAGAGCAGGAGGAAAAAAUGUGUGCUCGCUCCAUCAUUGAUGCAUCGGUCGCAAUACCUUUGUCUGCUCACAAUGGAGCGAUGAGCGACGGCGCAAAUGCGUGUGAUGGCACGACGCGUACGCUGAAUCCUGGCGUGCCCGCGGGUGUGCGGGAACUUGCGCACGCCCCCUUCCUCUCCAUCUCCUUCUCUCAUCAGUUUUCCCUCGUCGCGGUCUCCCAUCCCGAUCAACCGAUUCUAGCCUCGACGCGUUUCGCUAAUGGCUUCCUUGCGGCCGUCCACAUCGCCUACGAGAACCAGCUUCGACUAAUCCUGCGUCCGGAGGACUUAUGGCUGGUCAUUGUGCAGGGAGUGGCGGCUUGCGCCACUCACGGCAAGGAAGCGGAAGCCCUUCGCCUCGUGAUGGGGGGCGGCGGCGGCGGCGGCGGCGGCAGCAGCAGCGGCGUAGUCGUAGUCCAGGUCGCCGGCGAUGACAACUUGCCCUCGAGGCCGCAAAACGGGCGCCCUUCUCGUCUUCAUUCUCCUCCUGCUGCUUCUUCUCUCACCUCUGCCGCCACGGCUAUGGAUAAGGGUAUGGAUAUGGAUCGGGAUCGGGAUAUGGAUAUGCUUUUUGAUGAUGACACAGAGCUGACGGAGGAACCUUGGCCUAUCUUCGCUCAGGCGGUCGCUCGAUCCGCAGGGCAGUUCGCCUUACAUGAUGAUCUGCAGCUCUGUUUACGAGAACGUCCCGCCGAAGGAGGAGGAGGAGAAGGAGGAGGUGGAGGAGGAGGAGGAGGAGGAGACGUUCAUGCUGACGAUGCUGACGACGAAGCUUCAACCCCGACGGGGAACGUAGCAGACUGGCUGAUGAUGGUCUUGGAUUUGCGAAGUAAUGGAAGUAGCUCGGGAAUUCCGUCGAUUACUCUGUUAGGAGAGCGGGAUGAUUGGUUGUUGCUUGAGGAGAAGACACGUCAGCUGCGUGGACUGACCCGAGAGUUGACCACGUGGAUCGACGAGUUGAUGCCGAUUGUGGCGCAGUUCGUGAAAGCAUUCGACGGCGACGUUGAUUUGAGUUUCUGGGAGGGGAUGUAUCAUUACUCGCCGGCGGGACGGAAGUGCAUGGGGUGGAUGCUGAUGCUCUUCCCCCACUGCAAGGCGGGGAAGAGAGGGAAGUCGCCCAUGGACGCUUCGGAUUUGCCCGAUGGGAGUGUUGAUGUCGCGUUCCGGCGGGUCGGCAGACGCAAGGUUAUGACCCUCUCGUCGGGCUUUCUAGGGGUGUACCAGCCUUCGCCGGAUUCCGUUCGACCAUUCGUAGGGUGGAAAAUUGUAUCUGGCAAUGCGUUAGAGGAGAGAGAGAAGAUGGAAAAGAGGAGGAAGCUACCCGCAUGGAUUCAAUGGCGUAUACCGGACCUGAUUCAUUCCCCCCUGCCAUCGAAUUCUGUCGCCGCUCCUUCUUCUUCUUCUUCUUCUUCUUCUUCUUCUUCUUCUUCUUCUUCUUCCUCCCGCUAUCCCUCUCCUUCCCCUGCUGCUGGGAGUACUACUUUCUCCUCCUCUUCCUCGGCGUUAUCCUCUAUCUCCUCGCCCUCCUUCCGCUCUCCCUCCUCUUCUUCCCCUGCUUCUGGGAGCGCUACUUUAUCGUCCUCUUCCUCGGCAUUGCCCUCCCAGUCCUCUCCCUCCUCCCUCUCUCCCUCCUUUUGUUCCCCUGCUGCUCGGAGUACUACGUCGUCGUCGUUGUCCUCCUCCUCCUCGGCGCUGUCCUCCCACUCCUCUCCCUCCUCCCGCUCUGCCUCCUCUCCUUCCCCUGCUGCGCGGAGUACUACUUUCUCCUCCUCCUCCUCCUCCUCCUCCUCCUCGGCGCUGCCCUCCCACUCCUCUCCGUCGUCCCACUUUACCUUUUCUUCCUAUGCUGCUCGGCGUGCUACUUUCUCCUCCUCCUCGUCGGCGUUGUCCUCCCACUCUUCCUUCUCCCGCUCUCCCUCCUGUCCUUCCACUGCUGCUGGGAGUACUGCUGUCGCCCCCUCCUCCUCCUCCUCCUCCUCCUCCUCGGCGUUCUCCUCUCACUCCGUUCCCUCCCGCUCUCCCUCGUUUUCUUCCCCUGCUGCUCGGAGUAAGACUUCAUCGUCCUCUUCCUCGGUAUUCUCCUCCCGCUGUCCCUCCUCUUCUUGCCCUGCUACUCGGAGUACUAUAUCCUCCUCCUCCUCCUCCUCCUCCUCGACGUUCUCCUCUCACUCCUUUCCCUACUUCCGUUCUCCCUCGUUUUCUUCCCCUGCUGCUCGGAGUACGACUGUAUCGUCCUCCUCCUCGGUAUUCUCCUCCCACCCUUCUCCCUCCUCCCGCUGUCCCUCCUCUUCUUGCCCUGCUACUAGGAGUACUAUAUCCUCCUCCUCCUCCUCCUCCUCCUCCCCCUCCUCCUCGACGUUCUCCUCUCACUCCUUUCCCUACUCCCGUUCUCCCUCGUUUUCUUCCCCUGCUGCUCGGAGUACGACUGUAUCGUCCUCCUCCUCGGUAUUCUCCUCCCGCUGUCCCUCCUCUUCUUGCCCUGCUACUCGGAGUACUAUAUCCUCCUCCUCCUCCUCCUCCUCCUCCUCCUCCUCCUCCUCCUCGGCGUUCUCCUGUCACUCCGUUCCCUACUCCCGCUCUCCCUCGUUUUCUUCCCCUGCUGCUCGGAGUACGACUUUAUCGUCCUCCUCCUCCUCGGUAUUCUCCUCCCACCCUUCUCCCUCCUCCCGCUGUCCCUCUUCUUGCCCUGCUACUCGGAGUACUAUAUCCUCCUCCUCCUCCUCCUCCUCCUCCUCCUCAUCCUCCUCCUCCUCCUCGGCGCUGUCCUCCCACUCCUCUCCCUCCUCCUGCUCUCCUGCUGCUCGGAAUACUAAUUCAUUCUGCUCCUCCUCCUCGGCGUUGUCCUCCCACUCCUCUCCCUCCUCCCGCCCUCCCGCUUCGUCUUCCCACGCUGUUCGACGAACUACUUUCUCCUCCUCCUCCUCCUUCUCCGGUUUGUCCUCCCUCUCCGAUCGCUUCUCCCGCUCUCCCUCCUGUCCUUCCCCUGCUGCUGGGACUACUGCUGUCUCCUCUUCGUCCUCCUACUGCUCCUCCUCCUUCUCCACAACGUUGUCCUCCCACUCCUCUUCCCCCCCCCGUGCAAGGAGUACUACUUUAUGCUCCUCCUCCUCCUCCUCUUCCACCAUCACCUCCUCCUCGGCGUUGUCCGCCACCUCCUCUCCCUCCUCCCCAUUUUCCCUUGCUGCUCAGAGUUCUCCAUUCUCCUCCUCUUCCUCUUCCUCCUCUUCCUCCUCUUCCUCCUCCUCCUCCGCAUCCUCCUCCGCGUUGCGCUCCGCCUACCCGUUUCCUCUCCGCUCCACAAGGGUAUCGCCAUUCCUGCCCCCCCCCCCCACAAAAACAACCCCAACCAAUGCGCGCCCUCCCGUCUUGCGGAGGUGGUGACCAAUGGACCAGUGGAAAUUCGGGAUCCAUGCUGUCCAAGAUUUGAAGGGGUGCAUAUGAGUCCGUGGGUGUUCCACGAGCUCAAAGUUUCAAGAGGGUUGUGUGUGUGUGUGUGUGUGUGUGUGUGUGUGUGUGGUCAUGGUCGCUACAGACAACUCCACACACACAAGAAGAAGAUGACUGUCGGCAGUCUUUCACCGACUCAUCCGGAGGUUGAAAGCUUCGACUGACUUCCCGAUUUGGCUGAUGGAUGAGGACUCGCCUCGUCGCCCAGAGUUAGCGAUAUCCCUCAGAAAAGUGGUCGGCUUUACUCACAACAUCUCUGCAAUCCUAGCAGACUCUGUGUGUGUGUGUGUGUGUGUGUGUGUGUGUGUGUGUGUGUGUUGUCAUGUUCGCUGUACAUAACUCCAAGAAAAACACGACUGUCCCAGACUGUUUCGUCGGACUUUCACCGACUCAUGUCUGUGUGUGUGUGUGUGUGUGUGUGUGUGUGUGUGUGUGUGUGUGAGAGAGAGAGAGAGAGAGAGAGAGAGAGAGAGAGAGAGACCCUUUUAAUUGUUUCUUCGUAUUUUGGGGGGGAGGGUAAUCUUUUCUGRAGGMRSCYUCSGACGCKCUUGGCGUAAUUAGCGGAGACCCUGGUCCUCCGACGAAUACGGGUCGUUGUUAAUUUUCUGGAGGCAGCCUUCGGACGCUCUUGGCGUAAUUAGCGGAGACCCUGGUCGUCCGACGAAUACGAAUACUGCUGGCUUCCGUCGAGCACAAUGUAACACUCAUCGUGAAUGUUAACAAGCUCUCUUUCCGCUCCCGUGGAGUCAUGAUGAGGAUGCACUGAAUGCAGGAGGAGUGGGAACUUCAUCUUACGGUGAAUUUCUGACUGCACAGUGCACACAGACAUAAUGUUGACUCGGUGCAUCAUCGCCCAUGUGCAUCUUCGACCAUGAUUGCCCAUUAACGUCCACGUGGCACUGGAGCCUCUCCUCAGAUCGCCCAAACGGGUAGAUCACAUUCGUGUUUCGUUUUUUUUUUAAUAGAUAAAAAAUGAUGAUGCCUAUUUUUAGCAUGCGAGCCACAGUAGCAUGUUCUUUCCAGCCGAGAGCCUCUGCCUUUGGCCUUUUUCUUACAGCUCUGCGCCUGCAUCUGGACGCGGUUGUGGAUAGGUGCAGAAACUCGCGACUGAUCUGCUUUUCUGCAUCUCUGCGUGAAACACAUCCAGAUUCAGGCGCGUAAUCCAAUC